GCCGCGGGCGGAGGAUCCGGGCCGCGCUUCCUCUCGCCAGGCCUGCGAGCUUCCUCCCAGCGGAGCCCUGGGCGAGCCGAGGUUGGCCGCCGCCGCCGAGCCCGCUGCCGCCCUCCCGCUCCUGCCCCACCCGCGCCUUGCCCGGGGGCUUCUGCCGGGGUGGGGUCCGAGCCGGGCGACCGCCCGGCUGCGCCGCCGUCGGGGCCGUACCCCGGCCCGCCGUCCCUCCCGCCCCAGCCAGCCUCUGGCCGCCGGAGCCCGCGGGGUGUGGAGCGCGAGGAGCCCCGCGGCCCCGAUCGAGCGUCCGGGGCGGCCCCCGGCAGCCAGCGCGACGUUCCAAAAUCGAACCUCAGUGGCGGCGCUCGGAAGCGGAACUCUGCCGGGGCCGCGCCGGCUACAUUGUUUCCUCCCCCCGACUCCCUCCCGCCCCCUUCCCCCGCCUUUCUUCCCUCCGCGACCCGGGCCGUGCGUCCGUCCCCCUGCCUCUGCCUGGCGGUCCCUCCUCCCCUCUCCUUGCACCCGUACCUCUUUGUACCGCACCCCCUGGGGACCCCUGCGCCCCUCCCCUCCCCCCUGACCGCAUGGACCGUCCCGCAGGCCGCUGAUGCCGCCCGCGGCGAGGUGGCCCGGACCGCAGUGCCCCAAGAGAGCUCUAAUGGUACCAAGUGACAGGUUGGCUUUACUGUGACUCGGGGACGCCAGAGCUCCUGAGAAGAUGUCAGCAAUACAGGCCGCCUGGCCAUCCGGUACAGAAUGUAUUGCCAAGUACAACUUCCACGGCACUGCCGAGCAGGACCUGCCCUUCUGCAAAGGAGACGUGCUCACCAUUGUGGCCGUCACCAAGGACCCCAACUGGUACAAAGCCAAAAACAAGGUGGGCCGUGAGGGCAUCAUCCCAGCCAACUACGUCCAGAAGCGGGAGGGCGUGAAGGCGGGUACCAAACUCAGCCUCAUGCCUUGGUUCCACGGCAAGAUCACACGGGAGCAGGCUGAGCGGCUUCUGUACCCGCCGGAGACAGGCCUGUUCCUGGUGCGGGAGAGCACCAACUACCCCGGAGACUACACGCUGUGCGUGAGCUGCGACGGCAAGGUGGAGCACUACCGCAUCAUGUACCAUGCCAGCAAGCUCAGCAUCGACGAGGAGGUGUACUUUGAGAACCUCAUGCAGCUGGUGGAGCACUACACCUCAGACGCAGAUGGACUCUGUACGCGCCUCAUUAAACCAAAGGUCAUGGAGGGCACAGUGGCGGCCCAGGAUGAGUUCUACCGCAGCGGCUGGGCCCUGAACAUGAAGGAGCUGAAGCUGCUGCAGACCAUCGGGAAGGGGGAGUUCGGAGACGUGAUGCUGGGCGAUUACCGAGGGAACAAAGUCGCUGUCAAGUGCAUUAAGAACGACGCCACUGCCCAGGCCUUCCUGGCUGAAGCCUCAGUCAUGACGCAACUGCGGCAUAGCAACCUCGUGCAGCUCCUGGGCGUGAUCGUGGAGGAGAAGGGCGGGCUCUACAUCGUCACUGAGUACAUGGCCAAGGGGAGCCUCGUGGACUACCUGCGGUCUCGGGGUCGGUCAGUGCUGGGCGGAGACUGUCUCCUCAAGUUCUCGCUAGAUGUCUGCGAGGCCAUGGAAUACCUGGAGGGCAACAAUUUCGUGCAUCGAGACCUGGCUGCCCGCAAUGUGCUGGUGUCUGAGGACAACGUGGCCAAGGUCAGCGACUUUGGUCUCACCAAGGAGGCGUCCAGCACCCAGGACACGGGCAAGCUGCCAGUCAAGUGGACAGCCCCUGAGGCCCUGAGAGAGAAGAAAUUCUCCACUAAGUCUGACGUGUGGAGUUUCGGAAUCCUUCUCUGGGAAAUCUACUCCUUUGGGCGAGUGCCUUAUCCAAGAAUUCCCCUGAAGGACGUCGUCCCUCGGGUGGAGAAGGGCUACAAGAUGGAUGCCCCCGACGGCUGCCCGCCCGCAGUCUAUGAGGUCAUGAAGAACUGCUGGCACCUGGAUGCCGCCAUGCGGCCCUCCUUCCUACAGCUCCGAGAGCAGCUUGAGCACAUCAAAACCCACGAGCUGCACCUGUGACGGCUGGCCUCCGCCCGGGUCAUGGGCCUGUGGGGACUGAACCUGGAAGAUCAUGGACCUGGUGCCCCUGCUCACUGGGCCCGAGCCUGAACUGAGCCCCAGCGGGCUGGCGGGCCUUUUUCCUGCGUCCCAGCCUGCACCCCUCCGGCCCCGUCUCUCUUGGACCCACCUGUGGGGCCUGGGGAGCCCACUGAGGGGCCAGGGAGGAAGGAGGCCACGGAGCGGGAGGCAGCGCCCCACCACGUUGGGCUUCCCUGGCCUCCCGCCACUCGCCUUCUUAGAGUUUUAUUCCUUUCCUUUUUUGAGAUUUUUUUUCCGUGUGUUUAUUUUUUAUUAUUUUUCAAGAUAAGGAGAAAGAAAGUACCCAGCAAAUGGGCAUUUUACAAGAAGUACGAAUCUUAUUUUUCCUGUCCUGCCCGUGAGGGUGGGGGGGACCGGGCCCCUCUCUAGGGACCCCUCGCCCCAGCCUCAUUCCCCAUUCCGUGUCCCAUGUCCCGUGUCUCCUCGGUCGCCCCGUGUUUGCGCUUGACCAUGUUGCACUGUUUGCAUGCGCCCGAGGCAGACGUCUGUCAGGGGCUUGGAUUUCGUGUGCCGCUGCCACCCGCCCACCCGCCUUGUGAGAUGGAAUCGUAAUAAACCACGCCAUGAGGACACCGCC
Gorilla gorilla gorilla (western lowland gorilla) is the source of this 2726-nucleotide messenger RNA. RefSeq names its product C-terminal Src kinase (gene CSK). The transcript is spliced from 13 exons. The record is from RefSeq and is a predicted model, not a curated record. Gene Ontology annotation, molecular function: protein tyrosine kinase activity; ATP binding; protein binding. NCBI's taxonomy places the organism in Eukaryota, Metazoa, Chordata, Mammalia, Primates, Hominidae. Gene Ontology annotation, biological process: protein phosphorylation. The coding region runs from base 716 to 2068 and encodes 450 amino acids.